AUGGCCCACACCUAUUUUGGCCUUGGGUUAUCCACCGAGUUAUCCACGUGGAUAACUGGGUGGAUAUCUACAUCGGUGGAUAACCAGUCAGCAUUCGACCGGGGUGUACGCUUUGAGGGAUUGGCUAAGUUGACCUCAUUGGAAUCGGAAUGUACGGGAGAUGAAGCAAGUAACGGGUAUGUGCAGGUCUUCGUUAGAGCAAUACCUGCGAUUGUGGGCGACAAGUUACUCAUGAACGACGAGCUGCGAGAUCUUGUCAAAGGCUACCUGGGAACUCUCGAAAGCGAGGGAUCAUCCCCUCCUAACCUAUCGCAGCAAAAAGAUGCCGAUAACACCAAGGACGACGAGUCGCGGUGGCUCAAGGCUCUUCGCUGGUGUCCACAGGAGCUUCUGGAUUGA
Molecule: messenger RNA, 399 nt
Organism: Suillus subalutaceus
Lineage: Eukaryota; Fungi; Basidiomycota; Agaricomycetes; Boletales; Suillaceae
Exons: 3
Coding region: 1-399 (132 amino acids)
Source: RefSeq, a predicted model, not a curated record